UCGACCUGGUAACAUCUCCCGUGUUUAGUUAGCACGCGCUCGAGGUAAUUCCGGAUCACGUGAUUUUGUUUUUUUUUUUAUUGCCUAUACUUUUCGACUUCUUGUUUGCUCAAGGCAAUUAUAUUAUUGCUGUUUUCGAUUAUAAAAUUAACAGUAAUUGAUAUCCGAUAGGUGUACCUAUAAUAACAUUACAUAAUUACAUAAUCUGACGGGCGGCCAGGGUGGAUUAACGUGUUAAGUUUCGAGUGUAUAUAUAACAAAACCAAAAGACAAACAUCGGACCAGUUCAAUGAGAUUGAUGGAAUCAUAAAACAAUAAGUGUUUUUGAAUAGAAUCAAAAUGGACAAUUGGAAGAAAAUAUCGUUUUUGGUCGGUGUGUUCGCAUUCAUAAGAGAAUUUCGACCCAUCGAACCAUUUUAUGCUGCGUAUAUGACUAGUCCUUACAUAAAUUGUACUGUAGAACAGGUACCAACAGAGCUCUAUGCUGUGGGAUCAUAUUCUAUGUUUGUAUUGAUUAUUAUCAUAUUUUUGGUCACGGAUUAUGUCAGAUACAAACCUGUACUAAUUGUCGAUGGAAUUGGCGGAGUACUUCAUUAUAUUGCCAUAACAAAUCGUCCUUCAAAGCUCAGAAUACAGUUUGGACAGGCGUUCUAUGGGUUCUUUUUUUCCGCCGAAGUGGCUUUAUUCGGAUACUUGUACGCAAUGGUGGAAGAAAAAGAAUUUUAUCAAAAAAUAACUGGUCACGCGAGAGCUGCCACACUGACGGGAAAAUUCUUUUCAUCGUGUCUGUCCCAAAUUCUAGCCACCACGUUUGGAACUCCUCCGUACAACGCUCUCGUGUAUAUGUCUAUUUUCGGCAUGGGAUCUACGACCAUAUGGGCGAUUUUCUUACCACCAGUUAAGCAUAGUCUUUACUUCCCCAAUAAGAAAAAGAUCGAAGAAACGUCGAUGGGACAAUCCACCGUCACCAUAUAUAACCCAAAAAAGGAUAAAGAUGUUCAGCUUAGCAUUGAAGCAGCUCCAAAAGAGGAGAAAAACGUCAAUCCCGAGAAUAACAGUGUCGUGGAACCAGAAGAUAGCGUGAUCAGUUCGCUGUACAAAGAUUUCAAACAAUCGUAUUCCGACCCAUACGUCCGUAAGCUCUGUUUUUGGUGGGCAGUGGCAAUGGGUGGUUACUUACAGGUGUACGCGUACAUAAAUGUGCUCUACACUUACGUGUUGGAAGAAAACGAAGACACAAAGUUUACGUUGUACAACGGCGCGGCGGAAUCGCUCAACACGCUUCUCGGUGCCUUUUCCGCGUUCGCUAUAAGUAAGGUAAAUUGGAAUUGGUAUUCUGUGGGUGACAUUUUCUUCGCCGUUGGAUCUAUUGUCGCAGCAAUCGUGUUGUUGUGCUGCGUUUACUGCCGAAACUUGUGGUACAUCUACGCAUUCUACAUCAUAUACGGAAUGAUGUAUCAGACUAUGUUGACUAUUGCCGAAUCCGAAGUUGCUAAACGAUUAAAUAAAAAAUGUUACGGAUUGAUUUUUGGAUUUAAUACUUUUAUUGCUGUAUGUAUUAAUACCAUUAUUAUAUACGGAGUGAUUCAAGGCCAUUUUAUUAAGAUCAACAUAGCACAACAAUUUUUGAUAUACACUGUGUUGUAUGCAUUCCUAGCGAUACUGUUUUUCGGCUAUUCCAUUUUGAAAAUGUUCAAAGAUGAAGGAAUCGUAGAAUACAACUGAAGCCUGAACGUGUCCGUCCUAUUAAUAAACUAAAUAUUAUUUUCAUUUUUCGCUAGAACAAAACUGAUUUUGUGAACAAAUGAACUUAAUAUGAUUAUUUUGUAUACCAGUAUAGAAGGUAUAACUUAAGUAUUUUAAGAAUACGUGUAUUAUGUAUGUAGUUUAUUCGUUUUAAAAUAUUUUUAUUCUUAUUUAUGGACAGUCGUCAAUUAUUUAUUCAAAUCGUAUAGGGUGAUUCGCCAAGUUUGCUCACUUCCAUUUGUUUCUUUAAUAGGUAAUGAAUUUAUAAAAAUUUUGAUUUUUGGAAUUUUCAAGUAUACCUAA
Myzus persicae (green peach aphid) is the source of this 2049-nucleotide messenger RNA. Its product is annotated as thiamine transporter 2-like. Lineage: Eukaryota; Metazoa; Arthropoda; Insecta; Hemiptera; Aphididae. Gene Ontology annotation, cellular component: plasma membrane. Gene Ontology annotation, molecular function: vitamin transmembrane transporter activity. Gene Ontology annotation, biological process: transmembrane transport; vitamin transport. The record is from RefSeq and is a predicted model, not a curated record. Bases 340 to 1725 code for a protein of 461 amino acids. The transcript is spliced from 10 exons.